Molecule: messenger RNA, 2690 nt
Organism: Exophiala mesophila
Lineage: Eukaryota; Fungi; Ascomycota; Eurotiomycetes; Chaetothyriales; Herpotrichiellaceae
Exons: 2
Coding region: 942-2678 (578 amino acids)
Source: RefSeq, a predicted model, not a curated record
CCCCAAUCUUACUCUUGAUGAUCCUAGUAGUACCACUAAGUAGCGGUAAGGUACCUACGGAUUCUGUAGGGUUCGUUCGGGCAACUUCCUUGUCAGGAGUCUCUGUUUGACAAAUAUGAUCCGGAUCUUUCCAAGCCCGGAUGGUGAAGUGCAAUUCCCGUAUGGUAAGUACGAUCGAUUCGACACGGACGAAAACGCAUAUUCUUUCAGCCUUCGAGACAUGUGCGGACCAAAGCGGCAUUAGAUCAAGGGCCACUUGAGAGCAUGAUUCGACUGCUUUCGAAGUAUGGACUUAGUACUCAGGCAAGGAAAAAGUCGAUACUAGACUCGCUGGGGUUCACCCCGGACUCAUGAGCUGUAUCCCCGGGGAUUGUACUGCAGCUAAGAUAGUUCAGCCUACCAAGAAGGACUGCGUUGGACUCUACUGGACCUGGACCAAUCGACAAGAACUUGAUACCAAGCAUCUAUGAGUCAACUUGGAGCGAAGCUGUCGACACGCAUCCAGGAAGUCACAUGCACUUCUCAAGAAUGGUAGAGAGAUAUGCGCUGUCCAUCUACUACAAUGCCGUUAUCUCUUGGAGCGGAGACUCCUAUAAGGACUUCCUCAAAGCAGCUGCCAUGCUUGGUCCUAUGAGAGACAACCUGAUGCAUCACUUUGAAAUGGCGCCUGCUGCAAGCAUGCGUUGUCAACAAGCCCUCGACCAGAUUCAAAGCAGACCCAAGACGCAGCCUGAUUCAUCCGUUGGCCAGCAACCUUCCAACGAAGCCGAGGGGCCAAUGUGGCAGAGAGCAUCUCAACCCCUCGCUUUCACAACCACAUAUCACAACCUGAUGGCAUUCAGUCCUUCUAUGUCCAGUGCUAUCGAACUUGAUCCUUUGCUCCAGACUACCUAGUGCAGUACUAGACUCUCAAACACCAGCCCCAGGUCGACCUUCAAGUCAUGUCCCAACAACACCGACAGUACGAUGCCAACAGCAAACUCCUCAGUCGCUUCUACGCACCGUUGACUUUGCUGAAGGUGCUGGAUCCAUGCCGAGGAGCGCAACAGCCCGAUCUAAUAUUGGAUACCAGUUUCAACGAGCAAGCAACACUUUGGCGCGACUUUCUCGAUCAACUUGCAUACCUGUGCGAUUUUGAAAAGGGAGGAGAUACCGUGACGGCGAUUGCUGUCCAGAGGAAUGCCGAAUAUCCAAUCUUUUGGCUAGCGACCAAUUGCCCCAGACCCAGGACGAGAACUAAAGCACGAAAACACCUCAGUCGGGUGCUUGGGCUCCUGGAUGAGAUCCAUACCACCCAAAAGCCAGUUUCCGAUGUCGAAAAUGAUAUCCUCAGUCGAUGCCUCGCGUCCAGCAGUCAAAGGAUCAAGGUGUAUUCAUCACUCCUCAUGAAGGCCAUAAGAGAAGCUAGACGAAUGUUGAAACAAAGGACGGACUCUGAAGCUGUGAUCCUCUCGAAUGAAAUUAAGCGACUGGCUUCUCUCGUAUCUAAGCCGGAUCAACUGUGCUCUCAUGCUUACAAUCUUCGGAAGCAUACCCAACUUAUGGAAAUUCUUAACCGACAUCACCAUGCACACUCAAAUCGUGGCGUAUGGUCUGACAUUCGUCACCACAUCGGUCGAUUAGGUAGCUGGACCAAAGCUGUUCGUAUAGUGAUCCGCGGUGCGAUGACCUUCCCGCAAAGAUUCGAAAGUGCUCAGGUUCGAGUCAUCGUUACAAGUGACAAAGCCGACAUACCAAACAAGUGCAAUCUGACCAGUCUGGACGACAUUGUGAGACGCACAUUACCUGUAACGCAACAUUCUCUGGUUGAGGAGCUCUGCGAGGCUCUUGCUACAACCAAUGAUGUGACAAAUAUCCAGGAAGAGUUUUGGGACAUCUAUGCCAAAAUCAAGCCACGACCACACGCCGAGUUACUCGUCCUCGAGCACUUCCAUCAAAAACGUCUCGAAUUCACCGCAAAUGAGCGAUAUAUCGGCUGUAGCAAACCGUCAUGCUACUGCUGUCACAUCUACAUGCAAUGCCAUCCGGGACGAUUUUCUCCUCGACCAACUCACGGAAAUCUAUGGAUUCAAUGGGCACCUCCACUCGUUUUGCCGCCUGCUUCUCGAAAUCCGAAUGCGCCACGUCCACAGAAUCAUCACACAUUCAAGAUGCUACAGGCAAUGUUGAUCCCAAUCCGUCUGGACCUGCAAGAACAGAUCAUGUCGAGAAGGCCUAAGCGGAAAAAGGAGCCAGAUUCAACUACCGGAAUGUCGAGCGUUGCCAUCAUGCAUCAUGGAAUCGGCGUGCCGGACACAGGGACACUUGCUGAUUCCACGACUGUCGUUCUUAAUACUACUACACUUGAGUCCUACCACAUCCAUGAUGAUGACAAAGACCCUUUCGAGUCUAUUGGCAACGCAUCAUCUACACCAUCAUCGAUUGACUGCCAAGCGGACAGGAAUAGUCCACAGUUUUCAGCAAGGAGCGACGGCGAGCCAUUGGACUACGAUACAUCGUUAGAUGCCGACAUCGACUUGUCCGUUCCCGACCAUAGCGGCGAGAAAACCAGCAUCAGCACGCAUAGCAGUUGUAAUAUAACCGCUACCACAGGGAAUAGUGGCCAAACGACCUUGGCCGACAACGAAGACAGUGAUGACGAAGGAGGUGUCCUAAUCUUUCAAGGGAGAAAGCGCUAGAGGCCCCCCCCC